This is a messenger RNA of Argiope bruennichi, 557 nucleotides long. RefSeq names its product toxin-like structure LSTX-D3. The record is from RefSeq and is a predicted model, not a curated record. The coding region runs from base 128 to 505 and encodes 125 amino acids. Gene Ontology annotation, molecular function: toxin activity. The transcript is spliced from 4 exons. Lineage: Eukaryota; Metazoa; Arthropoda; Arachnida; Araneae; Araneidae.
AAAGAAGACUCAAAAUCGUCUGCCAGCGACGAGUCUUCUGAUUCAACUUGUUUAUGUUGAAACUAAUCCACGAUCUCUGAUUCGCCAUUCGACGCAUACGUUGAUUCUCAAUCGCAACAAUUCUCUUAUGGAAAAUAUAAUAAAAAUGAGAUUCGCUGUUCCUUGCGCGGUGAUCACUGUGCUCUUAUUCGCCUGUGUUGUAGCUGAAACAGCUGAUGAGAAAACGUUUCCUUUAAGUGAAUCGUUAGACGAAUUGGAUGCUGCCGAAAGUAGGAUGUCUUUAUCUAAAGAAGAAUACAGAUCCGAUGACUGCAUACCGCUUCACCAUGACUGCACCAAGAAUCGUCAUGGUUGCUGCCGAAGUGAUAUGUUCAAAUACAAAUGUGUGUGCUUUUACAAAGCGGGGAAAGCAAAUGAAGAAACGUGCUCUUGUCAGGAGAAAUGGUAUCUCCGCAUGGCGGAGAAAGCCCUGGACAAAGGAUCCAAAUACUUUCGAAUCGGCUGAUUUGAAAAAAAAAAAAUCUUGAAGUAGUUUUAAAUAAAGAACUUAUUUGAAU